This is a messenger RNA of Coccidioides posadasii C735 delta SOWgp, 1749 nucleotides long. RefSeq lists its product as uncharacterized. NCBI's taxonomy places the organism in Eukaryota, Fungi, Ascomycota, Eurotiomycetes, Onygenales, Onygenaceae. The record is from RefSeq and is a predicted model, not a curated record.
AUGACUGCGCGAAUUGAAAGUAUUCUCGCUGCCAGGAGCCCUUCCCUUACAGAUGAGAAUGACUGGGAAGAGUUCACCUUGAGUGAUGUCAAGGUCCGGAUUCCAGGCAAGGUCCGAUACGCCAAUCUCCUGUAUGCAUCUCCCGAGAACCCCGUCUCUGUCACUGGACAGUUAGAACUGGUCGAAGAACAUCAAAAGCCUCUAGUUUUGGAUGAAAAUUAUCGCGCGAAACGAGUUAUCAUUGAAAAUGUGACGCACUUUGCUUAUGGCCAACAUGACGAUGGGGAAGUCGGAAUUUGGGUCGCUGGAAAGCCGGGGUGGUUUUCGGUCUCUCCGGCCAAGGGCUACAAAGCGGUAUUCAACCAAAUGGUCGAAGCUGUUGAUCUUUUAUAUUUUAUAACAGACAAACACCAACCAAAGGCUCGGAGGAGAAAGCAAUGGAAUCCUAAACUGGACUACCUCCUUGAUCAAUAUAUAAAACACACGCAUGAAGCAUGCGAGGACGCAGAUGAUGCUGCUGAGGUGUUUGACAGACAUCAUGCUUUUCUUAUGAAGCAAAUGUUUCAGGGGAGAGAAGGCAUUGACUGGGAUACUACGCCUAUCUACAAAUAUUUUCGGGACAAAUACAAGGAAUUAUUCCAGGAACUAGAAAAUGAAUCUGCCAAGGAAGGUCCUAUCAACAUCACCGGCGACGAAGAGGUUGAGGAUGAUAAUACCGAAUCACCGGAUGCUGUUACCGUUGAAAGAACGCAGGCCGAUACUGUAUUUGAGGCUAUUCUUGAUAUGCGGAAGUCAAAACAAGGCCUCAAACCGCAACUGACAUUGAAAACUGUCGCAGAAUACUUGCUAAAGCGCUUUGAGAUGGUUUCCUUAGAUUAUGCUAUUGAUCUAAUGAAAGCACGUGCAAGUUAUUUGGUUGAGAUGAUGGAUAACGCGAGGACUUCAUCCUCCGUUGACUGGUCCCGGAAAACGAUUUAUAAACAAUUAAAAAAAGCGGAACGUUCGGCCAGCACCCAAGACGUCUGCAACACUCCCUUACAUCCUCGCCCUCCGGAGGACCAAGAGAAUUCUUCAUCUUCUCCCGAAGAAAGCGACGAGGAGGAUCUUCCAAGGCAGAGACGAGCACGUAUGUCAAUUCUUCGGCCGAAAUUAAGUUCUGUUCCUACGAAGCGUGCUGGAAAGUCCGCCAAGCAACCCCCAAGUGAAGCUUCCGACUCGGAGGAAUUAGAAGACAUGAAUCUAAUCGAAUAUACCCCGACGCCACCUGGAGGACACCACAUGACUCAAGAACCGCUGCCUCCGAGAGUAAAUGAGCUUGCGCGAUCCGUCAUCUCUAUUUCCGACUUAGAAACAUCAUCUCCUCACGCGAGGUCCGUACAGGAGGCUGUAGAGCCACCUGGCAAAACUGGACCCUUUAUCAAUGGCAAUUCCACAAUGCCAUCUCCAGCACUGGCGCCGCCCGACGUUAAUUACCCCCCAGACACAUGGAUUUGUUCCGUGCAUGGAUGCGGCAAGGCGGUCUACAAAGCUUCCUCGAAGCGAUCCAAAGAAGUAAUCCUUGACCACUCACUAGUGCAUGCUAAUGAUACCCAGACAAAGCUGAACUUAGUGUUUGCUGAGCAACGUCUGAAUGUCAAUGCUUCCGUGGACCAUCUCCUAAAUAGAAUUCGCGAUUUUGGAUCCCUUCAAGAAGACGCCGGCGAUGGGGAGAUAGAUUCCGGCUCGAAGAAGAUAAAAGUCCACGAAUGA